UCCCCCUCCCCUCCCCUGCAUCCUCCUCCUCCCCCUCUCUUUCGAUCAUGUCGAGUGUCGUCAACCAUAACGCCACGAUGGUGCAUGCCAGCCCGUCGACCCGCCUGCGCCAUGCCCGUUCCUCCAACCCCACCACCACCCUGGGGCAUCUGGCCUCGCUGGACUGCACGGACUUCAUGGCCGCCUCUGGCCCUGGCAGCGACAAGCUGGCCGCCGCGUCGGCCACCGCCGCGGCCAUUGUCGCUGGCAGCCCGGCCGACGGCGCCGCUGCCACCACCACCGACGCCGCUCCCGGCACCCCGCCCGUCGUGCAGGAGAAUGUCCACGCCCGCCGGACCUCCAUCAUCUGCACCAUCGGCCCGAAGACCCAGUCCGUGGAGAAGCUGGCCUCCCUGCGCCAGGCCGGCAUGAACGUCGUCCGCAUGAACAUGAGCCAUGGCUCGUUCGAUUUCCACCAGGCCACUAUCGACAACACCCGCCAGUCGGACAAGCUCAUGGACGAGAUGGCCCGCCCGGUGGCCAUCGCCCUGGACACCAAGGGCCCGGAGAUCCGCACCGGCGAGCUGGCCGACGGCAUCGACGAGGUGACCCUGACCUCCGGCGAGCAGGUGGUCGUGUCCACCGACCGCGCCAACAUCAAGCGCGGCUCGGCCAGCCUGGUCUUCAUUGACUAUCCCAACCUGGCGCGUGUGGUGCUGCCCGGCUCGCCGAUUUACAUCGACGACGGCCUCAUCUCCCUGCAGGUGGUCACCGUGGACUCCCCGAACCCCGGGGAUGUCACCUGCACCGUGGUCGAUGGUGGUGUUCUCUCCAACCGCAAGGGUGUCAACCUGCCCGGGGCUCUGAUUGAUCUGCCCGCCGUGUCGGACUACGAUCGCGAGUGCUAUGCCUUCGCCGUGCGCAACAAUGUCGACAUGAUCUUCGCCUCGUUCAUCCGCAAGCCGGCCGACGUGGCCGACAUCCGCAUGUGCCUCGGCCCGGAGGGCCAGCACAUCAAGAUCAUCGCCAAGAUCGAGAACCAGGAGGGUGUCAACAACUUCGAUGAGAUCCUCGAUGCCGUCGACGGUGUCAUGGUGGCCCGCGGUGAUCUCGGCAUUGAGAUUCCCCCGGAGCGUGUGUUCCGCGUGCAGAAGAUGAUGAUUGCCCGGUGCAACAUCGUCGGCAAGAGUGUCAUCUGCGCCACGCAGAUGCUUGAGAGCAUGACCACCAACCCCCGCCCCACUCGUGCUGAGGUCUCCGAUGUGGCCAAUGCCGUCCUCGACGGUGCCGAUUGCGUCAUGCUUUCGGGUGAGACGGCCAAGGGCAGCUACCCCAUCGAGGCCGUGCGCAUGAUGCACCGGAUUUGCAUCGAGGCCGAGCUGGCCACCUUCUCCACCUCCUUCUUCAAUGAGCUCCGGCUGCUGACCGCGCCGAACCCCUUCUCCGGGAAUGGCACCCCCGGCGGCCCGAGCCAGUCCUUCGCCGAGACGCUGGCCUGCUCGGCCGUCAACGCCGCCCUCGAGCAGCCCAACAUCGGUGCCAUCAUCGUGCUCACCGGCAGCGGCGAUACCGCCCGCCUGGUGUCCAAGUACCGUCCCCGGUGCCCGAUCAUCACCAUCACCCGCGAGGCGCGCGUUGCCCGGCAGGCGCACCUGUGGCGCGGGUGCUUCCCGCUCCUGUACGACCGCGGCCGCAUCUCCCCCGGCGCCGUGUCCGGCGAGCAGUGGCAGCUGGAUGUCGAUGCGCGCAUUCAGUUCGGCAUCAUGAAGGCCAAGACCAUGGGCCUCCUGAGCUCUGGCAUGAUGGUCAUCGCCAUCCAGGGCUGGAAGAGUGGUGUUGGCCACAGCAACACCAUGCGUCUGCUGGUGGCCCCCUAAGCGGCGUGUGCUUUUCCAAGCCCGAGGGGCGCCUUUCCCCCGCGCCACCGCGCAAGAGGCUGGCUCCGGGGGAGGGACCCGGGAGGAACCACCUGUACAUCCAUGUGUGCGCAGUCCUCCGACGUGACGCUCCCCCCCCCC
Molecule: messenger RNA, 1997 nt
Organism: Fonticula alba
Lineage: Eukaryota; Rotosphaerida; Fonticulaceae
Product: pyruvate kinase
Exons: 3
Coding region: 48-1856 (602 amino acids)
Biological process (GO): glycolytic process
Cellular component (GO): cytoplasm
Molecular function (GO): pyruvate kinase activity; magnesium ion binding; potassium ion binding
Source: RefSeq, a predicted model, not a curated record